Messenger RNA from Brachypodium distachyon (stiff brome), 1190 nucleotides. RefSeq lists its product as uncharacterized. The record is from RefSeq and is a predicted model, not a curated record. Lineage: Eukaryota; Viridiplantae; Streptophyta; Magnoliopsida; Poales; Poaceae. Bases 279 to 860 code for a protein of 193 amino acids. The transcript has a single exon.
CUUUCACAUGCUUUGCAUGCGAGAGCUACCAAAAGUUUGAUCAUGACAUAUAUACGAGCAAAGUUGCAUACAGUUAAUUGCAUUCUCAGCUCCAGUUCGUUGCCAUAAGUAUGUUCUUGGAGCCACACGACAAGGCCCAUGAAUCUGAAACCUCCUGUCUCUGCCUCAGCGUCCCCUAGCUCAUGCCAAGCCUGUGGCUUCCUGAGGCACCACAGCUAGCUUCCAGAGGCACCGAUCCCGGGCACCGCUGCUAGCUCCCUCAGAUCCGCGCAUCGGAGAUGAAGAUGGGCAAGGCCCCGCAGAUCCUGAAGAAGGCGGCAGCGAUGUGCAAGAGCAAGACCGCCGUUGUCGCGGCCAGGAUCCUCGUCCUGGCCUCGCUCCGGCGCAGGAUGGCCACGGUCGGGGCGAUCUCACACAGGAUCCACGCGCUCAUGGUGCCCGGCCGGCCGGAGAAGUCCGCGGUGUACUUCCACAAGGUUCUCCUGCCGCCCAGCAAGGUCGUCGAGAACAAGCCGUCCAUCCAUGGCUGUAACAUGGUCGUCGAUCUCUCUCACGAAUUGGCAUCGUUCGAUAACCAAGAGGACGGCCAUGUUGACUGGACGCUUCAUCCCAUCUUCAACGACGACGAUGGCGGCUGUUGCUACACCGACGAGUACGAAGGCAAUGAUAGUGAUGACGAUGACGGUGACGUGGCGGUACUUGGUGAGUUGGACAACGGCGACGAGCCCUCUGUGAUGGAUGUGAUCAGGAGAAACCGGGAGGUGGAGGGGUUGGAGUUCAACAUGGAGGAUGAGAUCGACCAGGCUGCUGAUAUGUUCAUCAGGAGGUUCCGGGAGCGGAUGAACCAGAGCUUUUACUGAUCUCGAGUUCCGUGCGUAUCUGAUUGUUGCGCGGUAGCAGUCGUGCUGUAUACUCCCUCCAUCCCAUAUUACACGUUAGACACAUUUUAGACAUAAAUACAUUCAUAUUUAGACAAAUUUGAGACACUUAAUAUGAGACGGGGAGUACAAAAUAACACUAAAUGGUGUGAGGACAUUGGCAUGAAUAUGUCCAUCCGCAGGAUAUAUAGGAGUUUUUGCAGGCACGUACAGAUUAGAGAUUUUGAUAGAUAAAUACGGAGUAGUACAUGCUAAGCGAGUAAGCGUGUGUAUCUGUGUUAGCAAAGAGAAACACUGAUGGAUUUUCGGGGA